CCACGUCACCCACCAUGAACCGAUCGGGAAAACGAGCGCGAGCGGGACGGUGAAAAUGUUGAGACCGGGAUGGUGUUGGAAAGUUUUUGUGUAGAUUAGGUGGCAGUGAAUGUUCACUGAAGGAUAGUGAGGUGAGAGUGGAUUUUCUCCCAUUUCUGUUGGAGCCCGUCUGCCUCGCAUCAUCGAGUUUUCGUUCCUCUCUCAAGCAGAAGAAGAUUUCACGCUCUGCGAGCUCUGUUAUGGACUUUUGUCUUCUGGAUUUGUAGACAUUUCGACAGAAUAAAGAUUUGGGCUUGGUCUUGCUCGUGAAUUUGGAAACUAUGACUUCAUCUGAUCAUGAAUUUAUUGGAUGGGAUGAAAAUAUCAGUUUCCUCUUCAAAGACAUACGAGAUAAAUUAGUUAUGAUAACGAAGCUAAUGAGCAGCAGCAGCAAUCUAACUCAGAGAUGCAGUCUUCAUCUGCAAACGGAAUUUCUGAUUCAGGUAUUGCUACCCAGAAUGUUCAGUAUGCAGUGCCUCCUCCACAGACUGGAACUGGACCUGCUAUGGCACCGGUUUAUCCAUACCCCGAUCCUUACUAUAGGAGCAUCUUUGCUCCAUAUGAGACACAACCUUAUGCCCCACAACCCUAUGGAGCACAGCCAAUGGUUCAUCUUCAGUUAAUGGGGAUUCAACAAGCCGGUGUUCCUCUGCCAACAGAUGCAGUUGAGGAACCUGUAUUUGUCAAUGCAAAACAGUAUCAUGGUAUAUUGAGGCGCAGACAGUCUCGUGCCAAAGCUGAAUCAUUAAAUAAAGUUAUCAGGAAUCGCAAGCCAUAUUUGCAUGAGUCCCGGCAUUUGCAUGCAUUGAGAAGAGCACGAGGAUGUGGAGGUCGGUUUCUUAAUUCAAAGAAAAGCGAGGACGAACAGAAUGAGGUAUCAUCAGCAGAUAAAUCACUGUCCAAUACCAAUCUGAGUCCUGACCAAAAGGAUCUCGCUUCAUCAGAUGGGAUUUCCUGAAACUACAGAAAUGGCGACUUCUUAGAUAGCAGAGGUCUGAUGUAUAUCAGAGACAAAUUUCCAACCAAUACUAGCCUUAGAUGUGGCAUUAUGUGCUUCAGUCUGGUUCUGCGGAACCCCACAGGUUUUGCGUAGUAGGGUUUGUUAGGAAGGUUGCAAAAUGAAGCAGGUAAAAUGUAAAUUGAAGUGCUUUCGACCAUAGUUUUUCUCAGCGUCAUCCUUUCCUUCUAGCCUCGGAAAGAUGAGAUUUUUGUUGUGUGGGCAUUUCUUUGUUUUUGUAACGGGUAAUGUGGAUCCUUAAGAGAUUAUCCGACGUCAUGAGAUUUGGUUGGUUGGAUUGUUUUAUAUUUAGCUUGUUACAGAUAGAGCGAAUGGGUUUUGUCAUGAUUAAGCGAGGGGAGAUUUAACCCAGAGUUGUGUUGCGUAUCGCUAGGUCUGGUGAGGAAAUGUUGGACACCGUAGUUCGCAGUGUAUUUGUAUGUAAUUAUUAAGAUAUAGACCUUCCUGAUAUGACAUUUAGGUCUUAUUUUUGCA
Messenger RNA from Neltuma alba, 1531 nucleotides. Its product is annotated as nuclear transcription factor Y subunit A-7. The transcript has 8 exons. The coding region runs from base 446 to 997 and encodes 183 amino acids. Gene Ontology annotation, cellular component: CCAAT-binding factor complex. Lineage: Eukaryota; Viridiplantae; Streptophyta; Magnoliopsida; Fabales; Fabaceae. The record is from RefSeq and is a predicted model, not a curated record. Gene Ontology annotation, biological process: regulation of DNA-templated transcription. Gene Ontology annotation, molecular function: DNA binding; DNA-binding transcription factor activity.